AUGUCCUCGGCUCAAAGUGGGGAUAUAUCAGGCUACCAUCUGAGUGUGGUGCGUAAUCCGCCGGGCUGGGAGGUGGGGAUCUACCUAGUGGGCUUCUUCGUGCUGCUGUGUGUGGCCGGGAUAAACAUCUGGAAGCUGUGGAAAUCUGGAACUUUCCCCACGCCAUCCCCCUUCCCCAACUUUGACUACCGGUACCUGCAAGAAAAAUAUGGAAACUCCUUCUCAGAAGUCAGGCAAAAGAGAGUGGCCGCCAACAACCACCGGCGGGCCUCCACCGCCUCCAGCCGCAAACCCAGCUUGGCCCUGGGUGACACCCCAGACGUCUUUAGGGACCUGGGCCACCUGGAGCUGAUGAGCAGGGAGCUUGACCCUACAGGCAUGGCCCAGCUCAACCGCUCCAUGUCCACCGACUCGCUCAGUUCCAUCUCAUCCAUCGCCAAUAACUUCGGCCAUGACUUCACCGUCGGCCAGUUGGAGGUGACUCUGGAGUUUGAGCAGUCCAGACUGUCAGCUCAGGGACCGGGAAUGCUCCAUAUCAACCUGCACCAGGGCAAGGACCUGCUGGAAAGGGAGGAGGGAGACUUUCCAGGCUGCUUCAUCAGAGUCUCUCUGGGACAAGACGAGCUAAACAUCGGAGUCACAAGGGUCCAGAGAAAUGCAUACACCGUGCUUUUUGAUGAGCGCUUCUCCAUCCCUUUGGACUUGGCCAGUCUGGAUGAGUGCAGCCUGCGAUUUGCCGCUUUUGGUAUCGAUGCUGACGAGAGGAACAUCAGUGCGGGGGUAGCAGAUCUGAAGAUGUCAGACCUUGACCUGACCAUCAGACCAUUCAAUGCCUGGCUUUACCUUCAGGAUGUCAAUAAGUCUGUGGAUGCAGUCGGGGAGAUCCUCUUGUCUCUCAGCUACUUGCCUACAGCAGAGCGCCUUACAGUGGUUGUGGCCAAAUGUAAGAACCUGGUGUGGACCAACAGCAAGAACACUGCAGACCCCUUUGUCAAAGUGUAUCUCCUGCAAGACGGCAAGAAGAUCAGCAAGAAGAAGACGUCCACCAAAAGGGACGACAUAAACCCAAUAUUCAAUGAAGCCAUGAUCUUCUCUGUGCCGUCCCUCGUCCUGCAGGAGCUCUCCCUGAGGGUGACGGUGGCAGAGGCCACAGAUGACGGUAGGGGCGAGAACCUGGGUCACGUGAUCAUCGGCCCAGAGGCCAGCGGGAUGGGGAUCACCCACUGGAACCAGAUGCUCGCCACUCUGAGGAAGCCUGUGUCCAUGUGGCACCCUCUGCGCAGGAUCUAGUCCUAUCGACUCUCGCACAUACCCGACCUGUUUCAAGUUAAACACUUGCUUCUUCACGUUCCUUUCUCCUCCCCACUUGCCAUGCUCAAAUCUAUGGCACUGUUUUAGUAAAACAGAGUUUACAUUGUGGUCCACAGGAGGAUACUGCAUGUGGUCUGUGUCACCUUCGUGGCACAACAGCCAGCAUGCAACACAUUGAAGUAAAAACCAUAUCAUCAUAUAAAGGUGAGGAAUUUGAUAAGCCAGUGUUUGACCCUGAACUGGGUUUAUUAUUGAUCCCAGAUCUAUUAUUUGGCUUCAUUCUGUCUCUGCAUUAUGGGUGAGGGUGGUGUUUAUGAAUAAGCAGUCCCAUUUCUGAAAUUACCCAAUUCACCUACUAAAAGUAACUGAUGAGAUUUUAAAGGAUAUGGCUGGUAAUUUUCAUUUUUUUCUUAUUGUCAACUAAUCUCAUGUGCAGAGCCAAACCAACAAUGAACUGGUUGUACUUAUAAGUAUAUUCUGUGUAUCCAGAGCCUGAUAUAUUGUAUUCCUCUGUGCAGUAGACCUCCAUUGAUUUCCAAAGUCAUUUAAAAAACACAUCAGUGAUCUAUACCAUUGUUUUGGGCAUGACAUGUUCCUUCUCCCUGAAGACAACGGCAACUAUAGU
Molecule: messenger RNA, 1936 nt
Organism: Scomber scombrus (Atlantic mackerel)
Lineage: Eukaryota; Metazoa; Chordata; Actinopteri; Scombriformes; Scombridae
Gene: syt12
Product: synaptotagmin XII
Exons: 7
Coding region: 1-1290 (429 amino acids)
Biological process (GO): calcium-ion regulated exocytosis; regulation of calcium ion-dependent exocytosis; cellular response to calcium ion
Molecular function (GO): phosphatidylserine binding; calcium ion binding; calcium-dependent phospholipid binding
Source: RefSeq, a predicted model, not a curated record